AUGGCUUCGAAAAAAUCUCAUGAAAUCAAACCCUCACCGAGGAAAGACAAAGAAGACUCCUCCCAAGAUAAACCUCAGGACAAAUCCCUAACAACUUAUUUUUCUCCACAGCAACAUAAGUUCACUAAACAGAAAUUAAAUGAUAUGGAUCUUAGUAUGGAAAGUAUGGAGACAGAUGGCAUAAAAAACCCUGAUAAGGAUCCGAUAACGAUUUCUCUGUUUCAUACCAGCCUUAAGGCCAACCUGGAUGCUAUAAAAGCCGAAUUGGCUUCAACUGCUGUAGAAAUCAAAUCCGAUAUAAAACUGGAAAUAAACGCACUUGCUGCAAAAAUGGAAAGAUUUGAAGACCAACUAAAAGAAUUAGAUUUCCAAGUUAAAAACCUAACAGAUGAUUGCCAAAAGGCACACCGGGACAUUUUUGACUUACAAAUCAAAGUAUGUGAUUUAGAAGAUCGAUCCAGGCGAAAAAAUUAA
Messenger RNA from Pelobates cultripes (western spadefoot toad), 474 nucleotides. NCBI's taxonomy places the organism in Eukaryota, Metazoa, Chordata, Amphibia, Anura, Pelobatidae. The record is from the annotation of a GenBank genome assembly.